Messenger RNA from Scatophagus argus, 6918 nucleotides. RefSeq names its product Rho GTPase activating protein 31 (gene arhgap31). Gene Ontology annotation, biological process: small GTPase-mediated signal transduction. The coding region runs from base 348 to 4205 and encodes 1285 amino acids. Lineage: Eukaryota; Metazoa; Chordata; Actinopteri; Scatophagidae. The transcript has 12 exons. The record is from RefSeq and is a predicted model, not a curated record. Gene Ontology annotation, molecular function: GTPase activator activity.
AGGAAACCAACUGAAUCUAAUGCUGUUUCGGCAUAUCCUUUAAAGAUAAAGCAGCAGUGUGCCACGUCCGAGCGAAGCAGCGGUCACACCAUGUCUUUCACCUGAAGUAACAACGAAUUAAAGGACUUAAAUUUAAAAUGUGACGUCACUUCUGCUCUCAGCCUCCUACAGUGUGGUUAGUCAGAAUGUGAGCGGAUGCAGACUUUUGGGAGCUGACUGCUGGGAUUUUCUAUGUGGCUGCUUUUUUGACCCACAAUCUCAACCUUUCUCGGGGGGUCAUAUGGAUCGAUCGCCGCACUUCCAAAGAUUUGUUUGUUUUAAUCAUCCGGACUACUAACUGCAACCACAUGAAGAAUAAAAGCACCAAGCAAAAGUCCAAAAAGAAAGGAAGUGAAAAUGCGUUCGGCUGUGACCUGAUAGAACAUCUACAGAAUUCAGGACAAGAUGUUCCUCAGGUUCUGAGGAAAUGUGCAGAGUUUAUUGAGGAACAUGGGAUUGUGGACGGGAUCUACAGGCUGUCGGGGGUCACCUCAAAUAUCCAACGUCUCAGGCAGGAAUUCAGCGCUGAGGCGUGCCCUGACCUUACAAAGGAAGUGUACCUCCAGGACAUCCACUGUGUGGGUUCCUUAUGUAAGCUGUACUUCAGGGAGCUACCCAAUCCUCUGCUCACAUAUGAGCUAUACAACAAGUUCACUGAAGUGGUCAAGGUCCAGGGGGAUCAUGAGAGACUUUUACACAUUCAGGGGGUCAUCAAAGAACUGCCAAACCCUCACUUCAGGACUCUGGAGUACCUCACGAAGCAUUUGGCCCACCUUGCCACCUUAAGCACCAAGACAAACAUGCAUACACGAAACUUGGCCCUGGUCUGGGCUCCAAAUUUAUUAAGAUCUAAGGACAUUGAGGCCUCAUCAGGUAAUGGAGACAUGGCUUUCCAGGCGGUGCGGAUACAACAAUCAGUGAUUGAAUUUAUUCUAAACCACACAGAGCAGAUCUUCAGCAGUGAUUCAGUGCAAAUCAAACCCACAAAAGAAGGUUCAAGUCUGAUGUGUGGGGAGAAGUAUGCCACACUCCCCAUCAGUGGCCAGUGUGGGCCGAUGAAACUGAUGAGCCUGGAAGAAGCCCAAGCCCGCUCCUUAAGUCCAAAUCAUCCUGUGCAUAAAGAACGUCAGCGGGAGAACAGUCUCCCUGAUACCAGCACUGCUUCACUCUACCACACCGUCAUAGACAUAUCAGACAGCAAGAGAAAGUUUUCUGGGAAAUCAAAGAAGUGGAGGUCCAUCUUCAACUUGGGACGGUCUGUGGACUCAAAAGGAAAGCUGAGCCGCAAUGGCAGUGUGUUCAUCAGAGGAGCUGGGUUAUCAGAAAAGGCAGCUCUUCGUCCAUCCAGGAGCAUGGAGUCCUUGUGCUCCUUACCAACAGAUGAUGACAGAACUGGAAACAGCAGUCCUGCUGGUGGCAUUUUCGUUCCAGAUGUAAAAUCCAGAACGCUGGGAUCUGACUCGCUCUAUGACCUGAGUGAACACGACCAAAACUGGGAGUUUAAAGGGAACAAAGCUGGUGGGGCAGCAGGUGGUUGGAGCUCCAGCAUGAACCAAAAGGGGUCACCAGGUGCCUCUGUAACCCCACAAAAAACACUACCAGAGCAGCUGAAGGUGUACAAAGGUGAUGACCUCAGUGGCUACAAGCCCACCUCCCCGAAAAACAGAAGAAUGUUGUACUCGGGUUCCUCCCACAACAGCUCCUCUCGGCCCUCCUUUCCAGGAAGCUUCUUCCCGCUGGAGUCCUCGCCGAGGCAUCAGCGCAGAGCCGUCAACAUAUCUGAGCCAUUUGCUGUGUCUGUACCCCUGCGUGUGUCAGCCGUUAUCAGCUCCAACAGCACACCAUGCAGGGGGCAUGUCAAGGACAAAGCAGCCACCCUGAAACCUUGCAAAGAGAGCUCAGAACAGAGCAGCAGCAUUGCAAAGAGCAACACCUUCCCCCAACUGGAACCCAGGAAACAGGAGGAAGCAGAGAAGAAAAACACAGAGGAGAAGACAUCAAGAGUCCUGUCAGAGGAUACAAGCAAAGAAGCGGUGCAAGAAGGUUGCAGAGAAAUGAAUAUGUCUGAACUGGAACCGCUGUCAAGAGAGGGCAAAGAUGCAGCGCCAUCUCCUGGGAAACAACCGCACAACCAGCCCAUAGUGAAGCAACUGGACAUGAAACCUACUGGGAAAGAGUUUUGGUCUGACGUCAACCAAGAACUGAAGAUAACUGAACCUGAACUGGACCUGCUGCAUGAAACUUUUAAACCUGUUUUUGGCUCCAAGAGCACCUGUGAGGGCAUGAAGUUAACGAUGGAUGUUAAGUCAAAACGAAGUCGCAGCUCUCCGUCUCUGUUCUUGUUGUUUAGAGAGCAGUCUUCAAAUACCUCUCUGAGCAAUAAUGUAAUCACCACUGGAUCAGACUCUGCAAAGAAACAGCCCUCAGAGUCUGACAUAUUAUUUUAUCUUAACAAAAACACAGAAAAUACUUGUUCUGCUGACAAAGAAAAGAAGCUGUACCAAAAAAUCACAUCCUUAAACAAAGAUGAACCGACUUCCACCAAACAGUGUCAACUUCCUUUAGAGGAAGACUGUUUAGAUAAAGUUAUAAAUCCUUUGACAACCGGGGAUACUCCAACAGUUGAAGGCUCCUCGGUAGCAGAUGAUACUGACAAAAAAUCAGAGAAACAUGACAUUCCUCCACAUGACAAAAACAUCUCCUGUGAAGGAGCAAAGAAGAAUGUGAUUCCUGAGGUGGAAGUCCUCCAGAGGCUGUCAGUGUGUUUGGAGGAGAGACGUAACACCUUGGAACUGCCACACCUUGACAAUGACGAAGGAUGUGGAGGGAACCCAGAAGAACUGGACUUGGUGGAGCCCUGGGAGGAUCUUCACUCCACCAAGCAGUGGGUUACCAGUCCCCUCCAUUCACCUGACGUGGAGCAACUGUUCAAUCAGCUGUCGCCUUUCAUCCCUCAUGAGGAAACUCUGAGCUCAGAGGAAGGAAAGAUGUCAUCUCCUUCAGCUGAUAGUAACAAACAAUCUCUCACUGAGUACACUGAAAACCUCUCAGGAAACAUUCCUCAAAACACCAGCAGCAAACCAAAAGCUAAUUGGACGUAUUUGCCAUCAAUACCCACACGGGUCAGUGUGAACAGCAAUAACGCGGGAAAAUCCAGUACAGCUAAACAGAAGAAUACAGUGUCAUCUCAAAGGUUUUACAGACAGAUGUCUUAUGAGGCAGCCGCUUCGGAGAAACGAGAGGAAAAUUACUUUUCUAAACACAGGCCAUAUUCACUGAAUUUAGACAUGGGGUAUCGAUGCAUCAGAGACAUUUCUAAUCAGCAAAACCGUAAUUCAUCAGAGUUUUCCUCUUGCCAGAGAGGAUUACUGACCUCGUCUGGAACUGCAAGCAACGCAGAGCUGGAGUUGUUCCUGAGUGACAGGCAGGCACCUCUACGCCGAAAUUCAGCCCCGGUCAGUGUGUCAUCAGUGCGAACAGCUUUCAUGAUAAAAACAUGCCAGGCCAAAGCUGUGCCCGUCGUCCCUCCGAGGGUGCAGUACAGUCAGAUACCUCACUCCAGACAGGGGAAUGAUUUUGACACAGUAAAGGAACAAGUAAAGGAAUACCCUAAAAUGAGCAGCGAGAAAAGCAAUGCCCCACCUCCUCCAAUGAUGUCAGAUCUAAAGGAGGAGCUGGAGAACAAAGAGCCUCCAUCCAAACACCAAAAACAUCUAAAUGUUGAAAAAUGUGCAGAGUCUGUGAAGACCACAUCUACUGCAGAGCUGCCAGUCAUAACAAGGAGACACGCGCCCAGUCUGGAAGUGUUUGUAGACUGUCCCAGACCAAACAGGGGGAACCUCUUACAAAGGCCGUCCUUCAGGAACAGGCAGAGACCUCAAAGUCUCAUCCUGCUCAGCCCUCCUUUUCCCAUCAUGGACUACCCUCCAUCAGGAGAUGAUGGCAAGCUUCUCUCAUCCAUCAAGAGUCUGAACGACACAUCAGCAGGGAACGUCUUAUCUAAAGAGAUGGUGGAGAGUUUCAGGACACCGGAGGGGUUCACGCUUCAAAACAAAAUGACUAUUCCAAAAAGUGGACAGAGACUGGAAACGUCAACCAGCUGCUUCUACCAGCCACAGAGGAGAUCCAUGGUAUUUGACAGCAGGAGCCACAGGCAGAUCGAAUGACUGGAGGCACGGUCAUUGACUAUGAGACUGGGUGUGUAAAUAGAUGCAGUAUACAUAAAUCCUGAUUUGAGGAAGAGCUGAGGAAGCAAUUAUGUAUCUGAAAGCCAUUUAAUGUUGACUGAGAUCUUUCGUGGUGCUUAAGCUCAUAUCUUCAGCAACAAACAAAAUCAAAGAUAUUCCUUUUAGAAGGUAAAGAAGCAAACAGGAACCUUUUGCCUGAAAAUAUAUUCACAAAAUGGAUCAUCACAACUAAUUUCUUGCCAGUGAACUAAUAUCUUAAUCGUAAUAUAAUAUUUGUUUAAGCUCUGCCGAGAUCAAUGAAGGAAAUGUUAUUAAAAGAAACUUCAGAAUGGCAGACAUUUAGUUUCAUACUCAUGUCAAGUUACAUUAAAUGUGAGAUACAGAAAUAAAGUCAACCCUGUGACAUACAGCAUGUUUGGUGCUAUACAGUCACUGAGUAUCACUGCCAUGAAAGAGUUAGAGAAUUUGUUAAGCAUUUAUAGGAAAAAGUAGCUUAAGCACAGACUCUAUAAAAGAAGUGGAUGUAGCCUCCAACUCUGAAAAUGGAAGCCAACAUGGAUGAUGGCCAGCAGGAGGCGACUCCACUGAGUGCCAAAGGAAGUCUGAAUGUAUGUAAGCUUAUGAGAAGAUGACCCUACCUCUCACUUUAUUUAUUACCUCAGCGAAGGGGUUCCUAUAAAGACUUUAUGGUCUCAAUCACGGGUUUCAAGAAUUCCUCAACACAGCGUGAUGUUCAUAUCAUAAACAAUGGUUCCAUGUAAAACAGACGAUAUAUCAGAGUAUGCUUUAGGGCAUGGCUACUUUGAGACUGACAAAUUGCUACCACUCUGACCUGUCAGUCAAGGUAGGGAUAUAGUAAUGUGUAUCCAUAGCAGUGUGUACUUCUAUACUGCAAUGAAUUUGUUUUUAGGGUAUUCUCCUUGCUUUCAUCUGAGAACGUUGACCCUUCCACAGUGUGUUAUCAGUUCAGGAAACCGUAGCAUUUCAGUCGCCUAAAAAUGUCUUAUCCAGCGUUCAUUGUACAAAAAGGCACUCUAAGGAAUCACUUUUACAUUUUUUCCACACAUUUUUUUUGGCUAGCCGAAAUUUGCAUCUACAAGUUAACAUGUACAAUGGAUGCACCUUGCUUACAGAGGUAACUAGCUAGUGUUGGCAGAUAAAAAGAAGCUAAAAAAAAACAAGAUGGCAAAAUGCCAAAUUUAAGGUAGUCCACAGUUAUAUAUGUUACAUCCACUUCUUUUAUACAGUUGAUGAGCUUAAGUCUAGGGCUUCUAGUCUUUUCAGGAGUUUUCAAUCAUAUCUCACAGUCUUUUUCAGAGAAUGGAGUAUUUGUCAUGACAUAAGUUCUUCAUGUACCGAAGAAGACUGCGAGGUGUGGUUGAAAUCUCCACAUAAUCUCAAGCAAGUUGAUCCUAUGUUAUAAUCUUUUAUUAUCAUUAUUAUUAUUAUUUAAUUCAUAGGGAUUAGUUUUUUUUAAAUCUGUUCCUCCUUCACCCUCCUUUUCAAAUGCAACUUUUUUCCAGGUUUCAUUGGUGAAAAAGACAUUUGAUUGGAUGAAAAACAGCGCGUGUCCGUUCAGGAACGUAGCAUUAGUUUUAUGUCUCUGCAAUAUUUUGAUGUACUGGAUUCUGCUAUAACAGUUCCAGAAGAAUCAGAAUAAAAUCAAGUUAAACAAAUGCACCCCAUGUGUGUCACCGAUGUCAUGACAUAUAGUUGGAUCAUUCAAACCUAAUGACAACAACAGCCAGAGUUCAUUCUGCAUCAGAUUAUGGACAUUAAGGGCUCUGAACGCAGGAAGAAUAAAGUAAAGGUUAAUAAAAAUGAAAAGACAAACUAAAGAACUGACUUUUGAUCUGUUUAACAGCCAUUAAUCAGAUCAUGUGGAUGUGUUUAUUUAUUUCUUCAUAAGCAUACACUCGAUACUUACUGUAUGUGGCUAUUGGCUCUGUGAUAAGUCGAUGUCAAUGUGAUUUUUUUUUUUUAAAGAACUAAUAUUUAAAAGGAAAUUCCCUUUAUUGAUUUAAAUAUAUUGCAAUCUUAAUGAAUGGUAUUUACUCAGAGAAGAACUUCAGUUCAUGUGUAUCUUUAUUUUCUGUAACUACAUUGUGUUUUAUGGCAUUUUUAUUUGUUGAUUGGUUUUUGACUGUAAUGAGAAGCAGUAUUGUAGAAAAGAUGUUCUGAACAGUAAACUGGAGGUUGAGUGUGUGCACACUGACUGUAUUUGAUGUGUUUGGGCUUUGAUUGGUGCUUUGAAUCAAAGUAAGAUGAUGGUUAGCUCCAGGUUUGUUUUGUUUUGUCUCUUUUCUUUUCACUUUACAAACAUGGGAUCUGAUGGUUUUUUGUUUGUUUGUUUUUUUACCUUUUGUUCUAUUUGUGGCUGAUUGGCCAUUAACAUAACAUGUUAAAGGAGGUGACAGUGUAUUUUUCUAGAGACGCAGAAGUCAGUGAGGUGUGUUUUUAUACUGUAGGCUGGAUGGACUGGAUGAAUGAUCACAGUGUUUUAUUUGUUUUGUAACUUUUGUAAACUUGUCGAUAGUGAAAAUGAUUGAUUGGACAAUAUGUAUUCAUAGGAAAAACAACACAUUUUGAAACGAGAGUUUUGCCUUAAUUAUCUAUUGAUGGCACCAUGAUGAAAUGUACAUAAGGCACUUGAUGAGUUUUUCUACAAGAGAAUAAAAAGUUCUGAAAAUCA